Messenger RNA from Raphanus sativus (radish), 495 nucleotides. RefSeq lists its product as uncharacterized. NCBI's taxonomy places the organism in Eukaryota, Viridiplantae, Streptophyta, Magnoliopsida, Brassicales, Brassicaceae. The transcript has a single exon. Bases 1 to 495 code for a protein of 164 amino acids. The record is from RefSeq and is a predicted model, not a curated record.
AUGGCUACUACCGGUAGAAAGAGACUUAGGAACCGUGGCGGGAGGACUUCUUAUGGGAGUACCUUUCUCGGCCAGACGGAUCCAUCAGCUUCUACCUCCCGCACCCCCGAAACUGUCCCCGAAAGCCAAAUUCCUAGCGUCCCGUAUGUGCCGCAGGCGCCAUACGAUCCACAUGCAUACUAUCCGCAGCCUUACGUCGACCCAACUACAUACUUUACUUAUGAGGAGGGUCGUGAUCAUCAGCAGCCUCAUGAUCAGCAGCCACAACAUCCACAACAACCUCCACAGCCGGCACAGCCGGCACAGCCGGCUCCAGAGCAAGUUCCAUACGAGCCUCCAGAGGAGGCUCCUGCAGUUCCUGGUCUUCAUCCAGAUUUGAUGGUGCCACCGGAUGCACCUUAUGCAAGAUAUUCUGUGGAAGACAUUCUCAGGAUGCCAGGACGAGAAGGUUUACCCGUCCUCGAUCCAUAUCUACGAUCCGGCACGACUUGGUAA